UAAAAAGAAAACGACUAAACCAUUUGAAUGUCAGCAAAAUUGGACCGCUUAAGAUAUUAAAUUUGCCUUGCACGCUUAUUUCCACGUACGAAUCCUUUAGCUACUUCCAAGCGAUGCACUCUCUCAGUGGGUUUGUCAGGCUUCCCUCGCUGCUUGAAGGUGGUUCUGAGAAGUCGCACAAAACAUAUUGUCAGAACUGCAAUAUCAAGUUGGACACGCCGGAGCAAUAUUUCCAGCACGUGCACAAUAAGAAUCACAAAAUGAGGAUGAAGCGCCUCCCCAGCCAUGGUAACGGUCACUCAUCGUCUGACACGGAAGGAAGGAAAGAUUGCGACCACGUGGCGGCGGUGGCUGAAAGUGCGCAAAGUCUGACGCUGGAGAAGGGGAUAUUCCAGCAACUGGACAAGCGCUCCGUGCCAGGUGCAUCCAUGAUGAUGUUUUGGCACAGCUCGGAGGCCGCAUCCAAAGCCGUUUGCGUCUGUUGUGCUUGCCAGGAUGCUUUUCCGGCGUCGUUACUGAUAAAACACUUGGAUUCGCACGGGCACCUCCUGCAAACUCUGUUGCAUCUAAAUCCCUGGCGGCUGCCGUUUGGUUGGCGACAAGUUCCGGAAAGGAAAUCGUUGCAGUCAGAGUUGGAGGCGGAGGAGAAGAAAAGAGGGUGGUGUCAGGUGGUUCUGAAGGUGAUGGAUUUUCCCUGCUCAGUGUUUCAAGAUCUCAAUCCACCAAAUUACCAGAAAGUGCUACUGUGCCAAAACUUCAGCCGACACCACAAACAUGGGACUUACCCACUUUUGGGGCGAAAUUUUAUUGUGUCGCACGAGGCCCACGACGCGGCCUGCAACUCCACCUACGAUUCGUUGCUGUGUCUGCUGUGUGGAAGGCGGCUGACGGAGCAAGAGGGUCACGCGCACGCUUUCAGCUGGGAACACGUCACCAUGUUUCUCGACCGUUUCCAUCCUGGCUCGCUGAUGGCCAAUUGCGGGACAAAGAUUUUACUGGAUCUUGCAAGCCAGGCCGCACGUAUUCACAGAAUAUCGGAUAUACAGAAAAUCAAGUUGGAUCGGCCCAUCAGGGAACCUUGCAACUACGCCAGAGUGAAAUUAAUCCUGAGUGCAGCACUGAGGAGGACGAGCAAGGGUCCGCUUAUACCCCUCUUCCUAUCACACGCACGGUUGGUCCCCAAAGGAACAUCAUUGACCUCUGAGUACAGCGUGACGCGCAAAAUGACGCCGCCCCCUUCAAAGAUCCCCAGCAGAAAUCCCACUGACGGUAAUGGGACCUCGGGACCCCAAAAGACUGUGAAUCAGACAGGACUCCGAAUUAGCGGCCAUGUUUUGACAUCCGCAAAAGAGGAAGGUGAGCGAAAGAGGUCGAUGGAUGCUCACGAUGACAAGGUUGGCUGUAAAAGACAACGAAGGGGCUCCAGAGAAAUAACACGUGAAGAAAAGCCAAAGCUAAAAUAUGAGAAUUCGGACCAAAAGCAGACUGAGACCACCUACGAAACAAAUCCAGACAAGGCUGCAGUACCUAUGGCCGCCUGCACUGAUACCACCUCCCAAAUCACUGCAUUCAAGUCCACAACAUCGACCACCACUUAUACUUCAAAGGUCAAGACAGCGACGACAACCACCUCAAGUGCAAAUGGAACCGUGCAUACCUACUCCUGCGCUCCAAAACUCGUAGCCCCUACUUCCACUUUCACGAAAUCCUGCGGUGUUACGGCAACCUCCUUGAAUCCACCUCCAACCACAGCAAAGUCCAUUGCGCCCUCUGCCAGUAGCUGCCAAUCCUGUAGAGAUACAGCAACAUAUUCCACUGCGACUUCAGCAGUGUACUCCGGUGCGAUUGCAACCACCGGAAAGUCCACUGCAGCAGCUGUUACUAGUUUUAUUCCAACAUCCUCUGGAGUUGCGGCAAAGUCCACAAGACUGAGCAGCAUCCAGGCUCUUCCGAUUUCUACGGUGACUGCACCUUCAAAUCCAACCGCAGCCGUCAAAUGUGCAACCGCGGCCAAGCACCCGGGAGUGACCGCCAUCCAUGCCGCAACCACCACUAAACCCACGGCAUCGAAUACCGUUCAAGGCGCGUCAACCUCUACUUUUAGUGCAUCUGUGACGACUUCCAGGCCCUGUGCAUCAGGCGCUCGCUGUGCCGUCUCGACCUCCAAGUUAAUAGCAUCUGACUCCAGCCUCAAAUCUUCAUUCAGCAUGUCAGGAUUAGGCCACAAAGAACCUGAAGUUGGAUCCGGUAGAGAAACUGUGCGACACUCUCAUUUGGCAGCCGUAAAAAAAAACGCAGCGUUUAAAUCGUCGGUCCGGUCUCAAGCCCCAGGAGCGACUCCAGCGGUUAGAUCCAGAAAAUCUCUGGUCUCUUCCAAGAAAAUGAAGAACAACAACACCGGGGGAUCCCUUGCUGAUCCAGAACCACAGUUCUGCAAGUGCUGCCCUUGUCCUGCCGUCCACGCAACCUCAUCAGCCAAUCGACCGCAUAGCAAAUCGAAGGCGACCGUUCCAAAAGUCGGCCUCGGCUUUAUAGUUGCAGUUAACAGCGAUGGAAGGAAGCAGUCCUAUUGCACUCUGUGCCACGUCAGAUUGGGUCGCUCAAGUCACCCUACGGAAAACAUUCACAUGCACAACUACAUGAAACGGAGGUUCCCAGAGCUGAACGACGAGAACUUGGCAAGCAUCAACCAAGAGAAGUUUGCAUUCAACAUGGCUGAGGUCGAGAAGUGUCUGGGACUUCGGAAGAUCCAGACAAUAGCGGUGACCAACGACAAGUACAAUGAGCUGUCUAGUCUCCCAGAGGCCCAAGCUUUACAGAGAUUGGAGGCUCAAUUCCAGGUCUCAUCCAACGCUUUGGUGCCUGUAGAACAACAGAUUUAUUUUGCCUCCUCGCAAGGAGCUUCAAGCCCGGAAGAUGAUGAUGCCCUUGUUGGCACUGCUGCUGAGCCGGAAGCCACUGUUCAAAGCAUCCAUGGAUUCCGAUGUGGCGAAGAGAUUUGUGAGAACCACGAUUUUGAUGAUCCCGAUUUAAAGUUAGCCGAGAAGUAUCCGGAAGAUUUUGAGCCCUCAACUUCAGUUUUAUUCAGCGCAGAAUCACAAACUGAUCUAUGUUUAAAGGAUACUGAAAGGAAUUUGCAAGGCUCUGAGCCCGCAUCAUCACUAUUGGUGGAACCAGAGCCAAUGAUUGGUGAUCCAGGCUUUAUGGACAUUGAAGAGAAUCUGUCUGACUUGACCGAGCCCUCAGCAUCAGUGUUGUUGGGACCUGACCCAAAGAUUGGUGAUGCGGAUGCAAAGGAGACUGAGAAGAAUCUGUCUGACUGCGGCAAGCCCACACCACCAACCCCUUUGGUCCUAGAUCCUCCGAUUGGUGAUUGUGACUUGAAGGCUGUCAAGAAGACUCCAGAAGGCUCAGAUGGGCCCUCACCUCCAGAGCUAUCGGGAGCGGAACACCCACACAUUGGUAAUCCAGGCAUGUGUGAGGAUCUGGAAGGAUCUAAUGGAUCAGGACCACUAAAUUCAAUUGCAAAACGCAAGGAUGGCAAUGUUGCACAGGCACUCCUUCUUUCAGGAAAUGAAAGUAACUUGACUAUGUUUUUGUGGGUGAGGGGACUGUUCGACCAGCCAAUCUUAGGUCUAGCAUCUGUGUACGAGUGCCGUGGGGUGUCUGAAAAUUCGUUCUACUUGUGUGAGAGCUGUAGCCAGAAAUUCACUGUCGGUGACAUCUGCCGGCACGUGGUUAGCGUAAAGCAUCAGCUCACGUACAUGCUGAAGGCCUAUCCUCAUUUGAUGAAUUCAUUUUGGUAUGAGGACGACCUACGAGAGGAAAUGAAACUCACCAUCUUCAACCACAUGGCGGUUGAAGUCGCUGCCCGGGAGCGAUCCAAGAAGAUGGACGCAAAGGUUUUAGUCCUCUUUCAAGGCUUGUACGAGUCAGUUUGGAAAGCUCCGGUCAGAGAAGCUCUCAACAUGCUGCGGAGCGCCACAUGUCAGUCUGUCGUCACAUCACAACAAACUGCAACCCAGACGUCUGAGAAGCGGAGCGGACAGAACAUGGAUUUGUGUGUGGACUCGAAUGCCGACUCUGUUUCUUGCUCCUCUUCAGAUAGCGUGUUCCUCACUCUGCAAGGCACCCGCAGAAAUUCUCAUAGUCCGCCAGAACUGACCGUUUCCAGUCCCGUCUCUCUGGUGCCACCUGUCAACCAAGUGAAAGAGGAGGUGAUGCAGUCAAAAUGCAGGCCUCCUGAAAAGUUGGGUUCGCUCACCAAACCUCCUCCUGUUUUUCAAGUGAAGAACGAACCGAUGCUCACAGAGUCCAAACCCCCUGUAAGACUCUGUCCUAUCGGUAAGAAGCAACCUGGUUUACAAGUGAAGGCUGAGCUGAAGCAAAGUAGUGGCCCCGUUUCUGAGCAGCAGCCUAGUUUUCAAGUGAAGGCUGAACUGACGGCACCAGAGUCCGGAUUUCUUGAAACCUCUGGUCUGAUUUUUGAAGAGCAACGUAGGAAACAACCGAAGGCUGAACGAAUGCGACAAGUGUCCAGAUCUCCUGAAAGUGCAGGUCUUGUUUCUGUGGGGCAGAGUUGUAUUAAGGUGAAGUCUGAAGUAAUCCCAAAAGACGAUGGAUCUCCGAAAACUACUGGUGUAGUUUCUGGAGCCUGGCCGGGUUAUCAAAUCAACACUGAACCACUUGUUAAGGAACGUAGCUUUCCUCUACCAACUGCCUCUUUGUUGACAAUGCCGCAGCUUUGUCAGGUCAAAGAUAAAAUGUCUCUCUCUUCUUGCGGAUCCUCUUCAACUCCCAUUCCAAGAUCGAAACCGGCGCCUAGUUCUAAAGUGAAAGAUGACCCCGAGCUCUCAGAGUGCAAACCCCUUUUAGCUACUCCUCUAGCCACCAAGCUGCAUUCUAGUUUUCUGGUAAAAGGAGGGGCAUGCUCCGAAGACGUUGCUGCGCCUGAAACUAUGGGCCCAACAAUUCCUCAAUAUAAAUUCCUUCACACCAGGAAAAGAGAAGCUCUUGAGUCUCUGGGUGAACUAAUCAGGAUUUGCACCAGUAAAACCAAUCUGUGAUCCUCCACCUGUCAAAUGCAGACAGAAGACGGUGGAAGCAAAGGCCUCUAUUGUCAAUCCUCCAAUGAUUCCAGGAGAUGCGGGUAAUGGGGGGGGCCGAGGUCUGUGGUAGAAAAAGCAGAGUUCUCAGACAUCCCCUCCCACGGCAGCUGACGGAAUUGCCGCCAUCACCAGUAACCCAGCCCGUAGUGUGUCACUUUUCUGUGCCAGCCCGUCACCACAAUUGAUGUGAUGGAGUAAAAUUGGGAACAAAUGAUUCUAGUGUGAUUUAUUAUGUUGUUUUUUUUUUUUAAACUUUUCUUUUGAUGGCGGCGCGGACCCCCGCAGCGGCUCCUGUUUUAUGUUGAGAGGGAAGAAAUUUCAUCUGUGCUGUAUGUUACACAUACAUCACAUUUGACAAUAAAUUUGUAGCCAAUCCAAUUUGUUUUUUUUUUUUAGUGAAAGGAUUAUCAAAAAUGUUGUUUGCUGUGCGAGUGUUACUGUGUAAAGAGUCAAAAGCAGGAGAACCGAAACAUGCUCAACUCUACUUGGCCUCAAGUGAUCUGCAGUCAGCAGACGGAUACUAUAAGCAAACCCACCAGAGUUGUUAUAAUUCUGAUUGGCUGUGGCUUUCUUCGUUAGCUAGAUUUUAAUGGUAUCUAUAAUUACUCCAUAACUUGGUUUGUAGAUUAUAAUGAUAUCACAGUGAAGGAAUAAUUCAUUUUAUGCUUUUGCUUAUGUUAACCACGCUUUAUUGCUCUUUAUUCAGUGUGUAAGAAUAUAACAGGCAUGUUCUCUCAGUUCUUCAUCUCAGGGAGUAACGCACAUAAUGGCAGUUCUUUAUCUCAGUGAAAAAACACCAAGGGAGCGACGCACAUAACGGCAGUUCUUUAUCUCAGGGAGCGAUGCACAUAACGGCAGUUCUUUAUCUCAGUGAAAAACACCAAGGGAGUGACAUAACGGCCGUCUAUGCGGGCCACUGCUGCACGGGCAGUUGCGGGAAAACACCAAGAAGACCGGACUCCAGAAUGCGUGGACCAAUCAGCGUUAGUCUAGGCUCAUGAAUAAACAAUGAUCUGUUGUAAUAUAUUCUGUCUGUCCUCCUGAGGGUGACGAGUCUGUCCAGUGGCGGUGCAGCUU
Hippocampus zosterae (dwarf seahorse) is the source of this 6185-nucleotide messenger RNA. RefSeq lists its product as uncharacterized. NCBI's taxonomy places the organism in Eukaryota, Metazoa, Chordata, Actinopteri, Syngnathiformes, Syngnathidae. The transcript has 27 exons. The record is from RefSeq and is a predicted model, not a curated record. Bases 114 to 5066 code for a protein of 1650 amino acids.